Messenger RNA from Polistes canadensis, 1011 nucleotides. RefSeq lists its product as uncharacterized. The record is from RefSeq and is a predicted model, not a curated record. The transcript has 4 exons. Bases 284 to 763 code for a protein of 159 amino acids. Gene Ontology annotation, biological process: septate junction assembly. NCBI's taxonomy places the organism in Eukaryota, Metazoa, Arthropoda, Insecta, Hymenoptera, Vespidae.
GAUCCUAUGAUUCAUUAUUCGGAGUAAAGUUAAGCAAUGUUGAAGAAGUUUCGAUGCUAUCAUAUUGAAUUAAAUAAAGAUACAAAUGCGUAAAAUAAGAUACAACCAGACGAAUGAGCAAGUACUCUACUAUUCUUUAUCUCGUAGGAUAUUAUCUGAUUAGAUAAAGAGAGGCUUGGUAUUCUCCAUGAAUAAUCGUUUAACAGGUUAAAACGUUGUUCCUAUUUCAUUUAUUCUUCUUCAUCGCGUGAAAGGUGUGUUAUUAACCAAAACUGGCGUCAAAAUGGUGUCCGUCGAAACAAUUGCAUCUAUUACGAUAAAAAUUCUUAAAUUGGUGAUAAAUUUAAUUAUUCUUAUCCUGUAUCGUACCGGAUACGCCGGAGAAUUUUUGGGAAUCGGUGGAAAAUGGAAUCUAAACGAGGAUAAAAAUCCUGACGUCGAGAUCGUCGGGUCAGGUGUUUUUGUUGGAUUCUUUUUGUACACCGGUGUAGUUUUAAUUACUUUUUGUUUUGGCACGACCAAUCACAAAAAAAGUCUCGUGGAUAUUAUUAUGAACUUCCUUGGACUUUGUAUGUUCCUCGCUGUUGGUGGCACAGCUUUACAUUAUUGGCAUGGAUAUCAACCAGAACAUAAAUUUGAAUAUUUAGUACCAGAAAGAGAGGUCGGAUUGGCACUUGGUUCACUGUGUAUUAUAGAAGGAGUAUUAUAUCUUACGGACUUAUUAUUAAGUAUCCGACAUUUGACAAAGGAGGAAUAUGAUUAAUGAUUUUUAUCAAAUAUUAUAACAAACGAAUGUUUUAUAUAUAAAACUAAUUCAUUCCAUAAUGAUACAUCAAAGACGAUUAAUCAUAUUGUCACAAAAUAAUUUUCACUCAUAUAUCGUUGUAUUAAAAUCGAGAAUCAUCGUUCAUUGAAAUAUUUUUGUUACAUUUAAUGACAAAUAAGACGAUUAUUAACAUAAAUAUAAUAAAGAUAAAAUUAAUUGUUAUUAAAUAAUUAAUACAACACGUA